Messenger RNA from Pangasianodon hypophthalmus (striped catfish), 1176 nucleotides. RefSeq names its product phosducin-like 3 (gene pdcl3). Gene Ontology annotation, cellular component: cytoplasm. The transcript has 7 exons. Lineage: Eukaryota; Metazoa; Chordata; Actinopteri; Siluriformes; Pangasiidae. Gene Ontology annotation, biological process: positive regulation of gene expression; angiogenesis; protein folding. The record is from RefSeq and is a predicted model, not a curated record. The coding region runs from base 144 to 857 and encodes 237 amino acids.
CCAGUAUUAUCGUUCCGUGCAGCAACAAAUCUCUUUUGGUCGUUUUUUCUUCACAGUAUUAUCACAACGAGUCGGACUGAAAUAAGCGGCGCUCUUUCUCUUUCCGUGUUGAGGAGCAGCGACAGGAAGGCAGCCGUGAAAACAUGCAGGAUCCAAAUGAAGACACGGAGUGGAACGACAUUCUCAGGAAGAAGGGAAUCCUUCCUCCUAAAGAGACCCCGAAGGAGGACGAGGAAGAGGAGCAGAUCAUUCAGCAGCAGUCCGUUGUAAAAACCUACGAGAGUAUGACGCUGGAGGAGCUGGAGGAGAACGAGGAUGAGUUCAGCGAGGAGGACGAGAUCGCCAUCGAGAUGUACAGGCAGAAACGACUCGCUGAGUGGAAAGCAAAGCAGGUGAAGAACGUAUUCGGCGAAGUGAAGGAGAUUUCGGGGCAAGACUACGUUCAGGAAGUGAACAAGGCCGGAGAGGGCAUCUGGGUGGUGCUUCACCUCUACAAACAAGGCAUCCCCUUGUGCACGCUGAUCAAUCAGCACUUGUCCUCGUUGGCACGGAAGUUUCCAGACACUAAGUUCCUGAAGUCGAUCUCCACGACGUGCAUCGCUAAUUAUCCGGACAGAAACCUGCCCACCAUCUUCGUUUAUCACGAAGGAGAGAUGAAGGCGCAGUUCAUCGGGCCGCUCGUGUUCGGAGGAAUGAACCUCAAGUGCGAUGAGCUGGAAUGGCGUUUGUCCGAAUCCGGCGCGGUGAAAACGGAUUUGGAGGAAAAUCCGAGGAAACAGAUCCAGGACCAGCUGAUUUCAUCCAUCCGCUGCUCAGCGCCGAACCGCAAAGACAGCGACGAAUCUGACGACGACUGAUUCCGUGCAAUUAUUAUUAUUUUUUUCAGGUUCGGACGGUUAAAACGUCAAAGUCCGCAUUCCAAUACUGUUUUUAACACACCUGUGCUGACUUCCCAUUCACAACUCCAAAGUGCACAUCCUCUACAUCAUGAGUGUGUGUGUGUGCACUUUCAGCCCACACAGAGGCAUGUGUGUGUAGCGGCGUGUAAACUGUCCUCAACUCGGUCUAACUCGUCUCUUUUAUAAUGAACUGUGUGCGCAUUAAAACCAGGACUGGAACACGUGGCUGAUUAGUUUUCUAACCUGUUCAUCAUAAUAAAGAGAGCUGCUCCCUCUA